AUGGCGUUGUAUUACAACGCUCUUUGGCCCUCUGAGCCUUUCCCCGAUGCUCACAUUCAACAUUCCCUCCUGAUUCUCCUGUCAAGCCAACUUCCUCAUUGGGUCAUUCAAACCGUACAUCGUAUCAUCGUUUUGGCCGAACAACGUAUCAUUCUGCGUAAGCGCACGCUGGUGUUCAAGGACAAGGGAUGGAAUCUCGGACAGUGGAUCAAACCAGAGGAUAUGAGGGACGCUGUGACUAUGGCCGGGGACAGACCGGAGGCGUAUUGCUGGUGGGCUGAUGUGGAGAAAAGGCUGGGGGUACUGGUGGAUGAGAAGAACGUCCUAUCUACUGGCAGACAGACGAACCGAGGAAUGCGGCAGAUGUCACCAUGUACAAAAGCAAAACGUCCGCCUCCUUUCCUACCGCUUGCGUCAAGUCCCCAACCACGAUCACAUGAAGCUAUGACCUAUUUACGAACUCCUCCUCCUUCCCUCGUCUUCGAAGAGCUGCACUCCGAAGAAUUGGUGAAUGGUCCGACAUUGCUUCCGACCGAGAAGCAGAGGGAGAUAUUUAGGACGCGAUCGGAGGGAGUGGACGCGGCUCUGGCGACGCGGGUAGAGACAGGGAGGCGACGGCUUGCUGCUCAGUCACAGGAGAAGUGGAGCCACGAGUAA
This is a messenger RNA of Dacryopinax primogenitus, 657 nucleotides long. RefSeq lists its product as uncharacterized. NCBI's taxonomy places the organism in Eukaryota, Fungi, Basidiomycota, Dacrymycetes, Dacrymycetales, Dacrymycetaceae. Bases 1 to 657 code for a protein of 218 amino acids. The record is from RefSeq and is a predicted model, not a curated record. The transcript has 2 exons.